Messenger RNA from Acanthosepion pharaonis, 762 nucleotides. NCBI's taxonomy places the organism in Eukaryota, Metazoa, Mollusca, Cephalopoda, Sepiida, Sepiidae. The record is from the annotation of a GenBank genome assembly.
AUGAUACAUUGCGUGCAUUUAAUUUAUUUAUACCACCGGCUUAUUUUGCGUUCUUUCACGCAUCUCUCUCUCUCUCUCUCUCUAUCUAUCUAUCUAUCUAUCUAUCUAUCUAUCUAUCUAUCUAUCUAUUUUAUCUAUCUAUCUAUCUAUCUAUCUAUCUAUCUAUCUAUCUAUCUAUCUAUCUACUCAAAAUUCAAAACGAAAUACAACAACGGAAAAAUGUCACUUGACAAAACAUUCACUGUGAUCGUCUUGGGAGCUUCUUCCCGAAGACCCCCCCUCCCUCUCCACACACCUUCACCCCGAAUCAAUGUUACUGCCUCCAUCGUGGGGCUGCAAAUGCUAGACAAGCAUGACCAUUCGUUUUUCAACUCUCUCUUAUUUCCUUCAAAUUCUCCAUUCCCUUCUCUCUCCCCACUCAUCAUCUAUAUUUUCUUCCUAUUCCAAGAACCGCCUUUUACUGCAAUCAUCCCAAAUCUCCCGCCAAUUCUCUAUUCGUUUCCGUCUUCGCCCUGUGAUUCAUGGCAGACAUCUUCGGACAUUAGCGUGGGAAAUUACGGGCGCUUUUCAGAAAGUAAUGCACGGCAGAGUGAGCGGCGAUCGGGCGCUGGGAAAGAAAGUAGUGUUCGUAGCGAGCGGUCGGCUAUUCCGGCCCCACCCUACGUCUCGAGCAACCCUUCCUAUUACAACCCUUCCCAUCACCAGCCGAACCACAAGGGACCCGGGCUUAUCACCGUUCCACUCUUUGCUACCGAUCGGUGA